AAUAGGAACCUGAGGGGUAACCUUUUUAAACGAAGGAUGGUGGGUAUAUGGAAUGAGUUGCCAGAGGAGGUAGUUGAGGCAGGUACUAUCAUUACUUUUAAGAGGCAUUUGGACAGGUGCAUAGAUAGGAUAGGUUUAGAGAGUUAUUGGUCGCAUGCGGGCAGGUGGGAACAGUGUAGAUGGGACAUAUUGGGCGAUGUGGGGUAGUUGGGCCAAAGGGCAUGUUUCCUUGCUGUAUAUGGAAGUGAGUUUAUGGUAAGUAUAUGGAAUGUGCUGGCAGAGGAACUGGUAGAGUUGCAAUAUUUAAAAUAAAUAUGGUAAAUGGAAAGAAAAGGUUGAGAGGGAUGAACCAUGAAAAUGGGACUAAUGCAUGGACAUCUAGUCAAAAGGAUAAGUUGGGCUGGGCUCUGUACUGUAUAACUUUUCCACAAGGAUUUGAUGAGUUCCUAGAGUACACCUUGACUAAAACUAUGACAUAAUUCCAGGACCGAAUGAUGAUGAAUGACAUGAACAACAAUAGGGAAUCGGCCUGUCAAUCCAACUUUCGCCACUGAAACGUCUUUCUCUUAACCAUCAUUUUUUAAAAUUCAUUGCUGGGUCAAUGCACGUGGAUCAACACACGAGAAGCAUGAUGUUAGAAUCAUGAAGACAAACAGUGUGGGAACAGGUCAUUUGGCCCACACCGACCAACAUGCCCCAUCUACACUAGUCUCACCUGCCUGCAAUUGCCCCCAUAUUCCUCUAAACCUAUUUUAUCCAUGUACGUGUCUAAAUGUUUCUUAAACAUUUGUUUUUAGAUAAAACAUCCCAUUUUUCCAGCAUCCCUUCCAGACCUUUUUAGUAAGACAGAUUUCCGUCCCCAAGAGGCUUUGGUCAACCAGUGGUUUUAGAAUAAGGUAACUGCAUUCUAUGUACUUUAAAACAGGGACACACUCGUGCUUUGUUUAUACCUCUGGUCCUUUACUGACUGUAAAAUCUCAUUUUUGUGCAAAGUUCAGAUGGGCAGGAAACCUGCUUUCAUAAUAUUGGAGAGGGUCCCUCUUGCUUUGAAAUAAUGUAGGAUAUUUUGUGUCUCUUCAGAGACCAGAUGAGACUUAAGAUUUAUAGUCAUACAGCACAGAAACAGGCCCUUCAGCCCAACUUGCCCAUGCCAAUCAACGUGCCCCAUCUACACCACUCCCACCUGUUUACAUUUGGCCCAUAGCCCGCUAAACCUUUUAGUAUCCAUGCACCUCUCUAGGAUUUAAUGUCACGUUGCACUACUCUUUCAGCACUCCCUCGAUACUGCAGUGGUUUUCAAUUAUUCAUCUGUGAGAUGUGGAUGUUGCUAGCAGUUAUUGUACAGCUGCUUCUGCCUGUGCUGUGGGAGGUUAAAAGACCUUCAGGGGUGAGCCCUGACUGUUACAUGCACCAAUCUGGCUAAGGAAGGCAGACUUCUUUCUGUGAAGAACUUUACUGAACCAGGUGAUAUUUUAACCGCACUUCAUACGGCCUUGGGAAAGCAGCCAACAUAAUCAAGGACCAUUUGUGUCUUGGUUCACCCCUCUCUUGUCAGGUAGAAGAUGUAAAUGCUUGAAAGCACGCACCUCCAGAUUCAGGAACAGCUUCUUCCCUGCUGUUAUCAGAGUACUGAAUGGAUCUCCCAUAAGUUGUCCCAAUCUUCCAACCUACCUCAUUGUGACCCCUGCACUUUUUUCAUGUUCACUUACUCUUUAACUACAAUGCUGUAGCAUUAUGCUGUAGUUUUUUCUUUGUGCUGUCAAUUGUACUAGUAUAUGGUUAGAUUGUACUUGUGUAUAUUAUGAUUUGACUAUAUUGCAACCAAUGCACUUCAUAGAAACAUAGAAAUUAGGUGCAGGGGUAGGUCAUUUGGCCCUUCGAGCCAGCACCGCCAUUCAAUAUGAUCAUGUCUGAUCAUCUAAAAUCAGCACCCUGUGGCUGCUUUAUCCCCAUAAUCCCUUGAUUCCUUUAGCCAUAAGAGUUAAAUCUAACUCAAACGCUAACUCUUGAAAAUACACAGGACAAUAAUAAACCAAUAGGCUUCGGUUUGUAUUAUUGUCAUAUGUUCUGAAGUACAAUAAAAAAGCUUUUGUGCACGCUAUCCAAUCAAUUUGAAUAAUGCUAUACAUAAGUGCAAUCAAGUCAAAUUCAAGUACAAUAGGUAGAGCAUUAGCAUUCAGAAUACAGUUCUCAUGGUGAUGCAUCAGUUCCAGAGACAAAGUUCAAUGUCUGCAAUGGGGCAGAGGUGAAUCGGACUGUACACUCGCAUGCCACAAUUCAUCUGUGGAGUACCCAGUCAGUGAGACUUGAUUUCCAACAUAUUACGUCAUACAGCAUGGAUCAACCAGGGGCCACAGUUUAAAAAUAAGGGAUAAGCCAUUUAGAACAGAGAUGAGGAAAAACUUUUUCACACAGAGAGUUGUGAGUCUGUGGAAUUCUAUGUUUCAGAGGGAGGUGGAGGCUGGUACUCUGGAUGUUUUCAAGAGAGAGUUAGAUAGCGGAGUCAUGGGAUAUGGGGAGAAAGCAGGAACGGGGUACUGAUUGUGGAUGAUCAACCAUGAUCACAUUGAAUGGCGGUACUGGCUCAAAGGGUGGAAUGGCCUACUCUUGCACCUAUCGUCUAUUGGAAACAGGUCCUUCGGCUCAACUUGCCCAUACUAACCAAGGUACCCCAUCUACACUAGUCCCACCUGCCCGCCUUUGGCCCAUAUUCCUCGAAACCCUUCCUAUCCAUGUACCUGUCCAAGUGCCUUUUAAAUGUUGUGAUAGUACCUGCCUCAACUAUGUCCUCCGGCGACUAAUUACUUAUACCUUCCACCCUCUUGGAAAAAGUUGCCCCUCGGCUUCCUAUUAAAUUCUUUAAACCUCUGUCCUCUGGUUCUUGAUUGCCCUACAAGUUGUUGUGUUUUCACCAGUUUCGGUGGAAGGUGUGUGUAGUGUGAUCAGCGCGGAUAAUAAAUAGAAAGAGGAGGAGCAGCGAAACUGGAAGCCAUUGCGCUCGGUCGCAUCCACGGCAAUGUUAGAGCGAGGGCAGGGAGCGGGCUGGAUCAGACGCAGUUAUGCGCUGCCUUGCUGUAGCGGAGUGCGCAGUGAGGGCAGCCCUCUGAUCUUGCUGGACUCCCGCAGACCGCUCGGCCCCACUGACAUGGGAUGGGCGAGGACUUACUGAUCUGCCUCAAGGUGAAGGCAAGGUUGCCGGAGCCAGUCCCAGCCGAGUUCCCCUUUCUCGGGAAUGAAAGAGCCACUUCGCUGAGAAUCGUCUGCAGGUCCAGUGGCGAGAGUUGUGUUGACGAGAUAUCCGAGAUAUGACAGCGCUGAAGAUAUCCGAGGUCGAGAUGAAAAGCUACUAUUUCCUCCUCGAAGCUUGUUCACUGUUGGAAUCCACGCUCAAAAAAGAUCUGGCUCCAGAGACCAUCAGUGCAAACAGCAUCAGUGAGCAUCUGAAGAAACAGUUUGUGUUCCUCACAGGCGGACAAAGUAAAGAAGGUGCGGUGAUUCUAACCUUUCCAGAGUACGCCAGCUUUGGUGCUGUUCCGCCUGAGGCUCUGACACAGGCACUUGCGUACCUGGCUGCCGUUUCAAGCCUACAAAAUCCCGAGAUGAAGUUUAUAGUGAUAUUGGACAGGCGUCUGGAUUCGUGGAGCUCUGUCAGAUUGGCCCUCAGCCACAUUGCUGCCUCGUGUCCGGGGAACCUGCAGCUGGUGUUGUUGCUGCGGCCGACUGGCUUCCUGCAGCGAGCGCUCGCCGACAUCAGCCUCCGCCUCAGCCCGGACCCCAUCAUACUCAAGCUGCCGGUCGUUAUGCUGAACUCGGCCACUGACCUGCUGAAGUACAUCGAUGAGACACACCUGACCCAUGAGUUUGGUGGCACCCUCGACUACUGCCACGAUGAGUGGAUCCUGUUUCGCACGGCGAUCGAGAGCUUUGCCGUGAUGGUCAAGGACAUCGCUCAGAUGCUGCAGACUUUUGGCACCGACCUGGCCGAGGCAGAACUGCCCAACAACCUGCAGUCAGUGGAGGACCUCCUCAUCGCCAGGACUGAGAAGUAUAGGCAGCUGAAGAAUGAUGUACAGAGAGUGAUCAAAGAGGGGGAGCUGCUCCUGACCAACCUCAUGGAGCCUGUCAACGUCGCUGAGUCUUGUGCGGAGAAGGAUGGAGAUCGGGCGACAGUGAAGAGGCUGCUGAUCCAGCUGCAUGACAUGGAGACAGCAUUUGACGGAUUUUGGGAAAAGCAUCUGCUAAAGCUCGAACAAUGCCUGCAGCUCUGGCGAUUCGAACAAGCUUUUCAUGAGAUAAAGAUGGCACUGGAUUACCUGUCUGCUGACGAGGGAGACAUCCCCGAAACUGGGGCCAGUGUUGCUCACUCGGAACAAGCCCUUCGUGCACUGACUAACCUGGACGAGCGAUCUCAGGAAUUGAUUGGGAGUGCCCAGGCCCUGAUCUUGCAGGGCGAUACAUUGAUCGCUGAUCACCACUACGCGGAGGAUUUAAUCUGUGAGAAGUGCAGUGAACUCCGCCACUUCUGCAAGGACCUGCUCGACGACAUGGGGAACAAAUACUUCAGGCUGAACAAAUCACUGGAAUUGCACAUCCGGUUGCAGCAGGUACUGCAGUGGUGUGACGAGGGAGCCUACCUCCUGGCCUCCCAGCCCAUGGACAAGUGCCAGUCGCAGCAGGGCGCCAAGCAAGCUCUGCAGGAGAUCGACAAGUUUCUGGAAAACUCCAGAGGUUACCUGCAGAGUGACGCUGAAGAAUUGUUCAAUGAGUUUGGAGACAUCCUUACAACUCCCAAUAAGGCGCAGAUACAGAUGGUUCACGAGAAGCUCGACAAUGUGUACAUGAUGAUUGAGCAGCGGCAGUCGUCUCUCAAGAAGCUGGCGGUCCAACACGUUCGACCGGUGCAGCCCGUGGCUCCCCGGCCAGACGUCGUGAAGAGCCCCUUGUUCACACCCAAGCAAGGUGUGGAGUCGAGUCCUGUUUCGAGGUUCCCGUUUGACAUUCCAUUAUACGGAAAAAGGAACUCCAGAAAACCACAAAGCAUAAGGAAGAUUGAGGUCAUGCAUGAAGUCAGCCAAGCAAGGAAUUCUCCCCAUUCAUUAACACACGACAGUGAAGGCAGCUUGGCGAUCCUGAAAGGACACGUCAUCAAUGAGCUGAUAGACACCGAGCGGCUCUAUGUCGAGGAGCUGAGCAGUGUUCUACAGGGUUACCAAGCAGAGAUGGACAACCCAGCCAUGGUAUCUCUGAUGACUUCCAUGUUGGAGAACAAGAAGAAGGUUUUGUUUGGCAACAUGUCGGAGAUCUAUGAUUUUCACAGCAGAAUUUUCCUCAAUGAUCUUCAAAACUGCAUUGCAAUGCCUGCGAGAGUAGGAUUCUGCUUCCUUGAAAGGAGGGAAAACUUCCAAAUGUACGUGAAGUAUUGCCAGAAUAAACCACGCUCUGAGUACCUUUGGAGGCGAUGUUCGGACUGCCCCUUCUUCCAGGAAUGCCAGCGGAAGCUGGGUCACAAGCUCGGACUGGACUCGUACCUACUGAAGCCCAUCCAGCGACUCACAAAGUACCAGCUGCUGCUGAAGGAGUUACUGAAGUUCAGUGGAGACAGUGACGGAAGCCAGGAGUUGCAGGAGGCUCUGGCAGCCAUGCUGAACUUGCUAAAGUCAGUCAACGAUUCCAUGCACCAGAUUGCCAUAACAGGAUAUAACGGAAAUCUGGAGGAGUUUGGGCCAGUGUUGAUGCAGGGCUCGUUCAAUGUCUGGAUAAAUCACAAGAAAGGUCCCAUCAAAGUGAAAGACCUUGCCCGCUUCAAACCCAUGCAACGCCACCUCUUCCUUCAUGAGACGGCCCUUGUGUUCUGCAAGAAGCGAGAGGAACACGGAGAGGGGUACGACAAAGCACCCUCCUACAGCUUCAAACAUUUCUUGAAAAUGAAUGCAGUUGGCAUCACUGAGAACGUGAAAGGGGAUGUCAGGAAGUUUGAAGUCUGGUACAGCGGACGGGAGGAAGUGUAUCUCAUUCAGGCUCCUACGGUGGACAUUAAGAUGGCCUGGUUGACUGAAAUGAGGAGAGUGUUGACCAACCAGCAGCAACUCCUCCGAGAGGACAGCCAAUCACCUCACCACCACUUGGACCAGAUGCUUCUAUCGCCCGGGAAACAGAAGAGAGCCUCUUUGAGUUCGGAGGAGAACGACUCUGACCUGACCAGAGAGGUGGUUUUAGAUACAUUCCCUCUGUCUCCACAGCAUCUCUCAUCACGGACAGAGUGGGCUGGCAACUCGCGGUUUUUCGAAGGGUCGGAGGGAAUGGAGGGCUGGUCGAGUAACAACGACACGGAGGACGAGGAGGUCAACCAGCUGUCCCCCGGGAGGUACAAAGCUCACGCUGAUGGUCAGAGCCAAGACUCGGAGGAGCUGCUGAUUAAGAGUGGGGAUGUGGUGCAACUAAUGCAUGAAAAUGGCGAAGGGCAGUGGUUUGUGAAGAACCUGAACCGAGGGCAGCAGGCUUGGAUUUCUGUUAACAGCUUGCAGAUCAUCGUCGGGGACUGUCGAUCUCAAACCGCCGGCUCAUCGGGCUUGGAUUUCAAUAAGAUACGAAAAAUCAGCUCUUCACUUUGACGGGGAUGACCGUGGUCCUCUGGGUAUAUUACACAGCUCGUCCAUCCCAGUCGCUCCACAUUCCCACUCCAUGUUUGGUUGGCGGAGCUUUACUGGCUGAAUGUUUGUCACUCUGCCACCCGCCCCUCACCCACAGAGACCUCUGCCACCCACCUCACAACAUGAACGAGGGCAUGACACAGAGCAGUUAUGUAAACAAACUCAGAGACGAGUGUCGAUGAGGUGAACACAAAGACAACACCAAGAAGUGACCAUCGAAGCAGAGACACACACACGUACGGCCAGUUGCAUGGUUGCCGACAAUCUUGAGUUCGAGUUUCGAGUUGUGUUUAGUUUAGUGUCACGUGUACCGAGGUACAGUGAAAAGCUUUUGCUGCGUGCUAACCAGUCAGCGGAAAGACUAUACAUGAUCUCUUGUGCGAAUUCCUUGCUUCUCAGGUUGAAGGUCUUUGACAGUCGGAGACAAUCCUCCUCAGAUGAUUGCUGAGUAUUCUUUGCGUGGAAUUGGAUCGUGCUGAGGAUAUAAUGUUUACAUUGUCCACAUUUUUAAUGUUAAUUUAUCGUAGAGAAAAAUGUUUCAUACACUGUUUUCAUUGAUGCGUUGAGAUUGUUGACAAUCAUUGGUGGUAUUUAUAAGCAAGUAUAUCUGUCACAUGGCUUCUUAUGGAAGUGUUUAGUACGUCGGUAUGUUUUCAUACUUUAUUUUGUGGCCACGGGGAAUUUGAGGGUUCGCUGUGCCCUCAGUGCCACGUGCCCAGUAGCUGGCAUUGUCCAAGUCAUUGUCUCAUUGACAGGUUAACUGGUGUGGUGGCUCUUUCCAUAACAUACGCAUUUUGUUUCCUUUGGCUGUGCAUCGUUUCACUCCUCCUGAGACCAUCCUUUGAUGGGAUUCAGAGGAUCACUAAAGCUCGCACAAGUGUGGAAUGUGUGGGACAAACAUAUUAACCUCAGAAACACAGGGGGAGUGUCACUAUCAUGUGUUCAGUGAAAAACCACAGUGCAAAAUCUUACUUAUUUUCUUAUUUCCCUCACUCAUUUUCUCUCACUUUCUCUCACCCUCACACACUCUCUAUGCUCUCAUUCUCUUGCUCACUCUCACUAUACUCUCGCCCUCUGUCGCCCUCUGUCGCCCAUUCUCUCUCUCUCUCUCAUUCACUCUCAUCAUACUCUCUCCAUCCCUCUCUUUCCAGUCAUCUCUCUAACUCCACCUUUUUGAAAUCUCUCUGAUAUGGCACGAUGGGUUUUAGCAGGGAAGUGCUGGUAAACCACAUUGACCCAAAGUCAUCAGAUCACCAGCUCACCACUCCUGCAUUUGGAGCUCAACCUCCCCUGUGUCUGUCUGCCUCUUCCUUCAUAGCCCUGUUGCCAGCCCUGUUUGAUGCUUACGGCAACAGUUGCUGGCAAUGGUCUUGAACAUACACCGUCCAUCACAAUGAAGUCAUUGCCCACACAUGAGGAGCAUGUUUGCAGACUCUCAGCUCUACUGAGACCCGGCAGUGCAGUAGGAGGGGAACAGGAUGGUGUGAGAGCAUCUGGUCCAUCCCACAUCUGGUGAUCUUUCCAACCUCAUUUAGAUGGUGCAAGUACAAAUAAAAGCAACAUCACGGUAGAACCAAGCUGGGAGCAUGCAUGUUGCUGUUGAGCUCCCAUUGUAACUGCUGUUGAUUCAGCAUUAGUAACAAAUGGGAACUUCCAUCCCCCACUCAUUGCACAGUGCACUAUAGUACUCCUUGCAUUGUAUUCCCUCAGUCCUCUGUGCAAUGUCAUUACAGGUGAGGAAUGGGGAACCAUGGCCUGUUGAAGUGAUUACUCCAGCACUUUGUGUUUUGGUCAAGAGUCCAGAAUCUGUAGUUGUGUGUGUCCACAAUAGUUAACUGUAGCCUAUUGAAGUGAUUAGCGAGUCCUUGCCAUUUAUUUAUUUAUAGUUAACAUUUCAUUAAUUGUAUAGCAUCCUACUCUGAGAUGCCUUCUAGUUCAAGUCAAGCCAAGGCUGUUUUAUUGCCACAAAGUGCUGGAGUAACUCAAUGGGCCAGGCAGCAACUCUGAAGAAAAAGGGUAGGUAACAUUUUGGGUCAGAAACCUUUGUUACAAGGGGUCCUGACCUGAAAUGUCACUCACCCUUUUUCUCCAGAGAUGCUGCCUGAACCACUGAGUCACCCCAGAAAUAAGUGUCUAUCUUUGGUAUAAACCAGCAUCUGCAGUUCCUUUCUACACAGUAUUUUAUUGUCACAUGUCCUGAAACCAAACAAUGAUGGUGAUUCGUUCUGUUUUACCAACUCCAUGCCUUGUUUUUUUUUUAUAUUCAAGAGGCAUCUAUUGCUUUAUCCCUCAUGAAGUUUAGGCUUAUUAUUGCCAAGUGUGCUGAGGUACAGUACAAAGCUUUGUUUUGCAUGCUGUGCAAGCAGAUCAGAUAUACCUUCCAUAGAUACAAUCAGUUCAAACUCAAGUGUGAUACAUUGAGGAAAGGGGAAGAUACAGACUGCAGAAGUGAGUAUUUUUCAAGCACACUUAUGGGUCACUCGGUAUAAGGAAUGGGUCCACCUCUUGCCAAAACUGGCCAAUAUUCUUUCCAUACCAGCAGUUGGUAAACUAAUGAGGUCCCACUCAGUAGCGUUGUAGCUUCACGAGACCAGCAUUUCACCCCCAGGAUGAAAAUAUCAAAGACUAGAGGACAUUGCUUAAAGGUGAGAAGGGAAAAGGUUAAAGGAGAUUUUUUUUACCUAGUGGGUGAUGGGUGCCUGGAACGCACCUGCCGGGAUGACGGUAGUGGAGGCAGUUACGACGGCGUUGUUUAUAAGAUGUUUGGAUAGGCACAUGGAUAUGCAGGGAAUGGAGGGAUAUGGAUCUCGUGCAGGCAGAUAAGUGUUGGUCUUGGCAUCAUGUUCGGUACAAACAUUGGGGGCUGAAGGGCCUGUUCCUAUGCCGGACUGUUCCAUGUUGAAAGCAUGUUCCUGCUAUUACCAGUGGACCAUGUGAGACCCACACAUGUUCCAUGGGGUUACAGCUGUUCCAUGUGCUAGCCAUGUCCUCAUGUCAGGUUGGUCUGGGCUACAAACAUUCCCAAUGCACGAAGGAGCUGACCAUUGUUGAGAAUGAUGUGCAAGUCACAAAAUUACAUUUUCUUUUUAAUUCAUGAUCUAUAUCACUUGCUCCAUGUGCAGCUGACUCUAGCACCGUCACUCAACAGGCAAUGCCUGGACAUAGUAGUCAUUAAAACUCAGAGAUUUCUCAAAUAAAACUUUGGUUUGAUUUUUAUUCUCUCCCACAUGUUGUUCUAGUCAACUUACUGACAGGCAGAUUCCAUUUCCAGCCUGGGUAAUUGCUCAGUAUCUAUGAUUAAGAAACAUUUAAUGAUAUGGGCCAAAUGUGGGUAGGUGGGACCAGUGUUGAUGGGAGAUUUUGGUUGGCAUGGGCAAGUUGGGCAGAAGGGCCUGUUUCCUGCCUGUGUGACUCUAUCCAUUCUUAGUCGCUGCUUUAUUGGCAUAACAGGCAGGAAAUGACCAGCAGGCCCAUCGAGACUGGCCCAGGCACCAUAUUGACCAGUCUCUUCCCAACCCUGGCUGGAUCAAUGGGCUUCCAUGCCCAAAGGCCCCAACAAUGGCCUAGUGAGGUAGAAGUGAGUCAUUGAGCUAUUCAGCACACAAACACACCCUUCGGCCCAACUCGUUCAUAUUCUCCAAACUUUUCCUAUUCAUGUACCUGU
This is a messenger RNA of Leucoraja erinaceus (little skate), 10314 nucleotides long. It is a transcript of the gene mcf2a, whose product is annotated as MCF.2 cell line derived transforming sequence a. Gene Ontology annotation, molecular function: guanyl-nucleotide exchange factor activity; protein binding. Gene Ontology annotation, biological process: intracellular signal transduction; dendrite development. Gene Ontology annotation, cellular component: cytoplasm. The record is from RefSeq and is a predicted model, not a curated record. NCBI's taxonomy places the organism in Eukaryota, Metazoa, Chordata, Chondrichthyes, Rajiformes, Rajidae.